Molecule: messenger RNA, 899 nt
Organism: Mastomys coucha (southern multimammate mouse)
Lineage: Eukaryota; Metazoa; Chordata; Mammalia; Rodentia; Muridae
Gene: Cenpm
Product: centromere protein M
Exons: 6
Coding region: 175-654 (159 amino acids)
Source: RefSeq, a predicted model, not a curated record
GAGUGGGCGUUCCAGUUCGAACUUGGCUUUCCCGCGUUUCCAGGAAGAGGCCGGGCGGUCCCUCCGAGACUGGCUCCUUAGGGGGUCCUCUUCUCGGGAAAUGGCUCUCUUUGAGCCGUCUCUAGCUGACUGGUGAGCACGGAGGAUGCGCUUCUGCAGCAGCUGGCGGAGUCGAUGAUCAAAGACGACUGUGCGUCCGAGCUGAGGGUCCACUUGGCCAACUCCCUCCCUUUGCCCUCCAAUGUGAACCGGCCCCGAAUUGACCUGAUUGUGUUUGUGAUUAACCUUCACAGCAAAUACAGCCUGCAGAAAGUGGAGGAGUCUCUGAACCACGUGGACAGCAGCUUCUUCAUGGGGAAAGUGUGCUUCCUGGCCACAGGGGCCGGACAGGAGAGCCACUGCAGCAUCCACCGGAGCACAGUUAUAAAACUGGCCCACACCUACAGAAGCCCACUAUUCUUCUGUGAUUUACAGGUGGAAAGCUUUCGAGCAGCCAUGGCACGGCGCCUGGUUCGCGUGCUGCAGAUCUGCGCUGGCCAUGUGCCAGGUUUCUCCUCCCUGAACCUGCUGUCCUUGCUGCGGAGCCCCCAGAACCCCAACCCAAGGAGCAGUGAGCAGUGCUGCCUUUCAGAUGUUUUGUUGCCAGCACCAUAAGUGGUCACUGUUGGUGAAGAUCAGUUAGGGCCUGACAGGCCCGGAAGCAGCCUGCUCACUGCAGCACUUAGCUCCACCAGGGACUGCUGCUGGGCAGGAGUGGGGAGAGAGCCCUGCAGUUGAGACCCCACCAGCCUUCUGUCGUCACCCCACAGAGGCCCUGUCUAACGUCAUAUAUCCACCUGAGAUUUUGGAACAAAAUGGCUUUUUAAAAAAGAAAGAAAGAAAAUGUGUCUCACUCCCCA